Salvia hispanica is the source of this 1683-nucleotide messenger RNA. Its product is annotated as germacrene A synthase-like. Gene Ontology annotation, biological process: diterpenoid biosynthetic process. The record is from RefSeq and is a predicted model, not a curated record. Lineage: Eukaryota; Viridiplantae; Streptophyta; Magnoliopsida; Lamiales; Lamiaceae. Gene Ontology annotation, molecular function: terpene synthase activity; magnesium ion binding.
AUGGCGGCUCUAAACUCCAACAGUUUCUAUCAUCGCCCUGAGUCCAAGUUCCCACCUAGCUUGUGGGGUGAUCACUUCAUUAAUCACAUUUCUGACUCAAAGGUUUUAGAAAAAUAUUCAAAGACCAUUGAAGUACUGAAAAAUGAUGUUCGAAGUCUGCUAACUGCUCCAGAAACUAAAAUAAUAGACACCAUGAAUCUGAUCAACACACUCGAACGCCUAGGCGUUUCGUAUCAUUUUGAGAAUGAGAUCGAAGAGAAACUGCAACAAUUUUUCGAUCUCAAUACGAAUUAUCACGAUGAUAAAGCGUAUGAUUUGUACACUGUUGCUCUCCAUUUUCGAUUAUUCAGGCAGCACGGCUACCCUAUAUCAUCUGAAAUAUUUGGAAAAUGGACUGAUGCGGAUGGGAAAUUCAAAGGGAGCCUUAAAAGCGACGCAAAGGGUAUGCUGAGUUUAUAUGAAGCUUCGUAUCUUAGAACACGGGGAGAAACCAUUCUAGACGAGGCGCUUUCUUUUACUACUGCCACAUUAAAAUCAAUGGGGCCAAACCUCGGAUCGCCACUGAAGAAGCAAGUUGAGCGUGCCCUCGUGCAGCCCUUGCACUGGGGGAUUCCUAGACUUGAAGCACGAAGUUACAUCGACACGUACGAAGAAGAAGAGCACAAAAACGACACCCUAAUCAAGUUUGCCAAAUUAGACUAUAACCUCUUGCAGAUGCUGCACAAAGAGGAGCUCCAGCAAGUCUCAAGGUGGUGGAAAGAAUUAGGGCUUAUGUCGAAACUUCCUUAUGCAAGAGAUAGGAUGGUGGAGUGUUACUUUUGGGCUUUGGGAGUGUACUAUGAGCCACAAUAUUCUCGUGCCCGCGUCGUUCUUUCCAAGAGUGUUGCUAUAGCAUCAGUAAUAGACGACACAUAUGAUGCUUAUGGUACAAUUGAGGAACUUGAGGUUUUCACCGAGGCAAUACAAAGGUGGGAUUUUGGAGAACUCUCUCGACUCCCUGACUACAUGAGACCUCUCUAUAAAGCUAUCUUGAAACUCUACAUUCAAUUCGAGGAAGAAUUAGCUAAGGAGGGACGAUCCUAUGCAACAUACUAUGCCAUAGAAGGACUAAAGGAAUUGGUGAGGUACUACUUUGAGGAGGCGAAGUGGUUCUUAGAGGGUAACUUGCCAUCAUUUGAGGAAUACCUAAAGCUUGGUCUCAUUACGAGCACCUUCGGUUAUCUGGUCCCCUCUUCUUUUAUGGGAAUAGGAUCUGCUCGAAAGGAAGACUUCGAGUGGCUGAGUAAGAAGCCUAAAGUAUUUGUGGCCGCACUCACAAUAGGCCGCUUACUUGAUGACAUUGGUUCAUAUGAGUUUGAGAUGGAUAGAGGACAACUUGCAAUUGGGGUUGAAAGCUACAUGAAAGAAUAUGGUGUGACAAAAGAAGAGGCGAUGACCAAAUUUAUCGAAUUAUCCACGAACGCAUGGACAGAGACCAAUGAGGAGAUGUUAAGGCCUUCUUGUUACAAAUCUAGGGUUCUUCUUACGCGUAUCCUCAAUUUUGAUCGGGUAACAGACGUUACAUACAAAAACAAUGAAGAUGGAUACACUCAACCCAAAGGUUUGAAGCCUCAUAUCAUUGCAUUGUUGGUUAAUGCAUUUGAGGCGUAGUCAUUUCGAAUCAUAUAUAAUCAAAAUAGUUGU